CUGGGGCAGCGCAGGCGUGCAGAGCAGCCCUGGGGCCGCGCUGCCUUCCGCACUGCUCGCCCCGCACUUCCCCGCUCCGGCCAGCGACCUUUUCGGGAGGGAGGGGGUUACCUUUCCUUAGCCCCGUUCCUCGCCAGGGAAACUUUCUGUGCGAGAGGCGACUAGUGCGCUCGCUGAAGUGCGAAGGGUGUUUGGCUUCCCCCGUACCAGCCUCCUUCUCCUUCUCCUCCUCCUCCUCCGUCUGCCCCCCCGCCUCGAGUCUCCCCUCCCUGGCUGCUCUGAGUAGCGCUUUAUUUGUGUGUGGGGAGAAAGGGGGUGUGGGGGGGGGGGGAACUUGUAGAGGGGAUGUCCCGAUUUUGCCAGAGGAACGGUGCAAAAAGGGAAACUCGGCUCGGAGAAGGGACGAGAAUAAAUAAAUAAGGAGCGGCCAUAAAAUCAAGGUAGCGGCGUAUCCCGGCGGCGAGAUCACUGAGCUAUAAAUUGAACGGAAGAUAAUUUCUGCUUGUAGUGAAAAGGAAAGGUGAACAACCUCCAUGGAAGACUCUCAGGAUCUAAGUGAACAGUCAGUUACUUCACACAUUCGGGGAACUCGACUCUAUUCUUCAGAGAUAAAUGAGGUAAAGAAAACGUGUACAGAAUCAGAUGUGUCAGAGCCUCCGAACGCCAGGUCUAUGGAAAUGCAAGAUCUAGCAAGUCCUCAUAAUCUUGUUGGAAGCAGUGAUGCACCGGGUAGUUCUAAACUGGAUAAGCCUAAUCUCAGUAGUACAUCAGUUACAACAAAUGGAACAGGAGGAGACAACAUGACUGUUUUAAAUACUGCAGACUGGUUGCUGAGUUGCAGUACUCCCUCCUCUGCAACAAUGUCUCUUCUUGCAGUCAAAACAGAGCCCAUGAACAGCAAUGAAACAACAACAACAACUGGAGAUGGAUCGCUUGACACUUUUACUGGGUCAGUAAUAACAAGUAGUGGCUAUAGCCCAAGAUCAGCGCACCAGUACUCUCCGCAGAUAUAUCCUUCCAAGCCCUAUCCACACAUUCUUUCUACACCAGCAGCUCAAACAAUGUCUGCCUAUGCCGGACAAACCCAGUAUUCAGGAAUGCAGCAACCAGCAGUCUAUACAGCCUACUCACAGACAGGACAGCCAUACAGCCUACCUACUUACGAUUUGGGUGUAAUGUUGCCAGGCAUCAAGACGGAAAGUGGGCUCUCGCAGACACAGUCACCACUGCAGAGUGGGUGCCUCAGUUACAGUCCAGGGUUUUCCACCCCACAGCCAGGCCAAACACCAUAUUCUUAUCAGAUGCCAGGUUCUAGUUUUACACCAUCAUCCACUAUUUAUGCAAACAAUUCUGUUUCAAAUUCUACGAACUUCAGUAGUUCACAACAGGAUUAUCCAUCAUACACAGCUUUUGGCCAAAACCAGUAUGCACAGUAUUACUCAGCAUCAACAUAUGGUGCAUAUAUGACCUCAAACAACACGGCCGAUGGCACUUCAUCAUCAUCAUCAACCUACCAGUUACAGGAAUCUCUCCCUGGCCUGACUAGUCAACCAGGUACAGAUCUGCAUUCAGGGGAGUUUGACACAGUGCAGAGCCCCUCCACGCCAAUCAAAGAUCUUGAUGAGAGAACAUGUAGGAGUUCUGGGUCAAAGUCUCGGGGUAGAGGGCGGAAGAAUAAUCCAUCACCCCCUCCGGACAGUGACUUGGAGCGUGUAUUUGUAUGGGAUUUGGAUGAAACAAUCAUAGUUUUUCAUUCGCUGCUUACAGGAUCCUAUGCACAAAAGUAUGGCAAGGAUCCACCAAUGGCAGUGACCCUUGGACUGCGAAUGGAAGAAAUGAUUUUUAAUCUUGCUGAUACGCAUUUAUUUUUUAAUGAUUUAGAGGAAUGUGAUCAAGUUCACAUAGAUGAUGUUUCUUCUGAUGAUAAUGGACAAGACCUAAGUACCUACAGUUUUGCAACUGAUGGCUUCCAUGCAGCUGCAAGUAGUGCAAACCUUUGUCUGCCAACAGGUGUAAGAGGAGGGGUUGACUGGAUGAGGAAGCUGGCUUUCCGUUACAGAAGAGUAAAAGAGUUGUAUAAUACUUACAAGAACAACAUAGGAGGACUCCUAGGUCCUGCAAAAAGAGAUGCAUGGUUGCAAUUAAGAGCAGAGAUUGAAGCUCUGACAGACUCCUGGCUAACAAAUGCACUUAAAUCCUUAUCAAUUAUCAGCACAAGGAGUAACUGUGUAAAUGUGUUGGUAACAACAACCCAGCUUAUCCCAGCACUUGCAAAAGUCUUGCUAUACAGUUUAGGAGGAGCUUUUCCCAUUGAAAAUAUUUACAGUGCAACUAAAAUAGGAAAAGAAAGUUGCUUUGAACGAAUAAUGCAAAGGUUUGGCAGAAAAGUAGUAUAUGUUGUAAUUGGGGAUGGUGUAGAAGAAGAACAGGCAGCAAAAAAGCACAACAUGCCUUUCUGGAGGAUAUCCAGUCAUUCGGACCUCUUGGCUCUCCAUCAAGCACUGGAACUAGAGUAUUUGUAACUGUGUUCUAAAGUUGGCGAUCCUUUUUUAUAUAUAUAUAUUUCAAGUACACUGAAUUUUUAUGUGUGAUUCAAUGCCUCUGGCUUUACACAUAUGAAUUGUCUUAAGAAGGGAAGAAAUAUUUGGAAUUAAAAAUUCCAAAUUGAAGAAUUCAGAUUGCUGAAUGGAGUUAAAACAUUAGCGCUACGUAAGGAAGCUCUAUGGUCUUAUAUAUGCAACGUUUUAAAUGGAUUAAAACUGUGGAGGUUGCUGGUACACACCGAAUGAGCCCUGACAGGAGUGAACAAAGGACUCGAACUGGCAAAGCACCAACAUGCGUUUUCCAACCGACAAGGUGUUGUUCAACAACAUUCCUCAAAAUGGGAUAUAUUCUCAGCACUGAGGUUUGAACCAGACUUUAGCCUACCUAACCCAGAAAAUCUGAAUUGGAAUGCACUCAGACUGUAUAAUGACAAUCCUGUCUAGACCUGUAAUUUGUGUAAAUUAUUGAUGAAAAUAACUUACUGUGACUUUAUUAGCAGCUGAUUUUGGAAGUGGAUGCAAUUUUUCUUUCUUUUUGGGGGUUGGGGAGGGAGAGGGUUAUAUAAUAUUGUCUCUUUUAUAAGUUUGGCAAACAGAAUGUGCAUAAUGAUGUGUUGUGCCUUAAGGAGAAGACUGUGUUUGUGUGUUAUAAUGUAACUUUGGUUAAAAACUAUGUAGAUAAACAAACAAAAAAAAAGCCUUUGUGAUAAUUUUUGACAUGACCAAAUUUGAAAUUCAGAGAAAUCAAAGAGAGUGACUGCACCAAAGCAUUUAAGUUUUUGUUGCAGUAAGAAGAAAGAAUAAUAAAGGAAAGUUUGUGUUUUUAUUUGGAUCCUCAAUAAUUCCACUGACUGAGGAAAGUUGAGAGUAUGUUGGGAGGUUGAUAGUGGGGACCGCUACCAUGAAAGCUAAAAAAGAAGAGUUUAACACCUUCAACAUCAUUUCUUGAUUCUCUGAUGAGAUAACUAGGAGCCAUUUUCAUGAAUUACUUAGUCCACUGAAAGCCAUGCAAUGAGUGUAUUUGCUGUAUUUCAAGGAACAAACUCGCAGCCAACUGAUGAAGUAUCUGGAGUGCACUAAUGGCAUUACUGGAAGGUGAAAAUAUUAAAUUAAGCACAGAUGGAGGAUAAAACACAGGUUCUUUAGAAACAAAAGAAUUCUAAGGAAUGUCUUACUGGUCAAAUGCACAAAUAAUGCUAUAUUCAGCAUAUUUAGGCAGCUGGAAUUGCUGGCAAGAUGGCACUGGCCCACUCAGGAGUACAGUCCAUUUUGGUCAAUAUUUUGGCAUAUUUUAGUAGCUUUUCCAUUUAGUUCCACAUACAGAUGUCUUCUGUUUUGGGUCAACAUGUCUUUCUUCACCUAAUUUUGAUUACGAAAGAUUAAUAUAUAGGAGCAACCCUUAAGGGUCUUUGCAUUCAGAUAUUUCAACAGCAUGCCAGGCAUCUGAAGAGAGGAUAAGGAGGAGAUUUUGAUGAAGAAAUACUGAGAAAUAUGUUAACUUUAGUCAUAUAUAUUAAUAAUUUUGGUCCACAUGGUGAUAAUUACCUUGCAAGUACUGAACAAGCUAUCUUUCAGCUCUGGAAAAUGAGCAAGGUCCGUUUUCAACAGAAGAGCCCCAGCACUCCACAUGGACACUCUACAGCAACUGCAGUGGUUCAUCUUUCAUUGCAGAAGAUGGAAACUGCUUUUUUGAUUUUUAUUACUCUAUGUGGAGAUGCCUGAGGUUGCCUGUGCUCUGACUCUGUGAAGAAGUGUGAACAAGAGAUGUUAAAUGUAAACUCCAAUGAUGCUUACAGAAGUACAGCUAUCAGCACUGAGCUGAAUUUCUUCCACCCCUGUUUUGAAGCCAGUGUAUGCCUAGUUACCAGGUAGUAAGCAGAUUUCAUCUUUGUUGAUGUAUUACAUGAAAGUUAUUUGGUAGGUGAAAGCUUGGAGCUACUAAAAAAUCAAGACAAAACUCUUUUGUAACUUCAUGAAAAUGGAAUUUGUUUGCUGCUUUGGAAUUGGAUAUACAAGUCAUCAUAAAAGAAAAAUAAUUUUUUGUUAUCAUUGGAAAGUGUGAAGCCAUGAGAAUAACCACACAUGAAAUCACUAUACACCAGUUACGUGGGUGAUAGAUAUGUGUAUUCAACAAAUAAAAAUGAUACAUACCUUAUUUAUAUUUACAGAACUUGCCUAGUCACAUUUGCUUAGAAGUACAUUUUCAUAAGACCUGUGGUGCCAGUUUUUCAUAGUCUUCAAGUGGGAAAAAAAUGUUUCUACUGGAACAGGAAAAAAGGUUGAACAAAGCCCUUCUCAAGUUCCAGCACCAUAACAUUGCAUGAGAAUGUCAGUAUAAAAGUUUUUAUUUAAAAAAAAAAAAAA
Molecule: messenger RNA, 4907 nt
Organism: Lagopus muta (rock ptarmigan)
Lineage: Eukaryota; Metazoa; Chordata; Aves; Galliformes; Phasianidae
Gene: EYA4
Product: EYA transcriptional coactivator and phosphatase 4
Exons: 21
Coding region: 534-2522 (662 amino acids)
Biological process (GO): multicellular organism development; cell differentiation; positive regulation of DNA repair
Cellular component (GO): nucleus
Molecular function (GO): protein tyrosine phosphatase activity
Source: RefSeq, a predicted model, not a curated record